UGCGGGGCGGUGUGGAGCUGAGCUGAGCUGUGCUGUGCGCAGGCUCGCGGGGUGACGCCGCUGCCGUCGCUAUGGCUGCUCAGGUUGUCAAACUUGCAGCCCUUCCAGUCAGCCUGGGGCUAAUUCCAUUCCAAGUGUACGCUUCAAAUGAAAGCAAACAGGAGAAACAACUAAUUAGGCCUGAACAGCUUUCAGUUUACACUGCACCGCACACAAACUUCAAGUACAUACAGGAACAGCCCGGUCGUCUUGAAGAGGGUCUUUCUGUCGUGAGACAAACUAUUCAACCAUAUGCAGCAAAGUGCAAGGGUGCAUAUGCUGCUUUCAGAAUUGGCGCACAAAAUACUGCUGCAUUUGGAAAAAAUGCAUACGUCUUCCUCAAGAACCCACCUUCAGGAUUCUUGCCAAGAGUCAGUGUGAUAACUGUAUCUGGAUUAGCUGGAUUGAUCCUGGCAUCAAGAGGCUCCCGGUUUAAGAAGGUGUUGUAUCCUUCAGGACUUGCCACUGUAGGAAUGGCCAUUUGUUACCCUCAACAAGCAAUUGCAGCAGCAAAGUUUUCUGGUAAGAAGGUAUCUGCAGCCAGCCAAUGGGGCUAUGACGCUGUUGGAUCUCUCUGGAAAGGCAAUGCUGAAAAGAAAAAGGAAACUAAAAAGAAGCCCAGUACACAGAAGGAACCGCCAAAGCAGGAGACGCUUAAUAAUAUGGGAAGCACCAAAUCCCAAGCAGCACCUUUGUCAGAGGUUUUAUCUCAAAAAUCAGUAAAUACAGAAGGUUCUCUUGUGCCAACAAAAGGAAAGGAGAAUAAAAUACUUGACCCUAACUUGAUGGACCAUGGUCAGUCACAUCCUGAAGAUAAAGACUUGUACAGUACCCGAAGUUAAGGCUCUCUAAUGACUGCACAAGAUGUUUUACAAUGCUUAGGGUCUACCUCAGCAAUGGAAUAAAUUGGUACACAAAUAACCAUCAAUUGGUGUGACAAUCCCUUGCUGUGUACAAGUUCCUUUACUAUAUGUGCCUAUUUAUCUGUGAUGUGAUCAAAACAAGUCAAUUAUGAAUCUAGCACUUGAAAAGAAAAUUAUACAUUUUAAGUGAUGCAUGCUUAUGUUUGAAGUCUCCCUCUAUUUGCCACUUUAACAGACUCCACCUUGUAUAUAAAAUAAAACAUCAAAUACCCGCAGACUCACGUUGCAGGGAAUA
This is a messenger RNA of Callorhinchus milii (elephant shark), 1197 nucleotides long. RefSeq names its product MICOS complex subunit MIC27. The coding region runs from base 72 to 881 and encodes 269 amino acids. Gene Ontology annotation, cellular component: MICOS complex. The transcript is spliced from 9 exons. The record is from RefSeq and is a predicted model, not a curated record. Gene Ontology annotation, biological process: cristae formation. Lineage: Eukaryota; Metazoa; Chordata; Chondrichthyes; Chimaeriformes; Callorhinchidae.